AUGCAGGUUGUGAGAAGGAUCCCAUCAGAAGAAGGUGUAGAGAUGCCGGGACGAUCCGAGACAAACCGGAACAGACGGAGGAGCCAUGGAUCGGGUUUGAGGGUUCGACCGGCUUGCACGUGUUCAGGACGGCCUGGCUCGGCGAAGUGCGCACGGCACGGGUUUAUGGUGCCAAGCGAUGAGAGGCUUAUGAGGAAAGCAAGUGAUGGAAGCAAAGAAGUGUUGCGGAGAGCUUUGACGCCUCCGAUCAAACGGAUGAAUCUCCGGUGGUGGAAUUUCCAGCCAACACCUACUCGACUCGGUAAAAUGUCUUCUGUUUGA
Messenger RNA from Arabis nemorensis, 321 nucleotides. The record is from the annotation of a GenBank genome assembly. NCBI's taxonomy places the organism in Eukaryota, Viridiplantae, Streptophyta, Magnoliopsida, Brassicales, Brassicaceae.